Molecule: messenger RNA, 2584 nt
Organism: Helianthus annuus (common sunflower)
Lineage: Eukaryota; Viridiplantae; Streptophyta; Magnoliopsida; Asterales; Asteraceae
Product: probable carotenoid cleavage dioxygenase 4, chloroplastic
Exons: 2
Coding region: 682-2472 (596 amino acids)
Biological process (GO): carotene catabolic process
Cellular component (GO): chloroplast stroma
Molecular function (GO): carotenoid dioxygenase activity
Source: RefSeq, a predicted model, not a curated record
AUCACCACUACCUCCAACUCCACAGUCCCUCACUCUUUCUCAUAUCUUACCAAGACCCAUUCUCAAUUCUCAAUCCAUAAAAAGACAAAAUACGAAGCCGGACCUCCACCGUGGUUCACCAUCGUUUCUGGAGGCGGAUGCGGCGGCUCCGGUGGGUUCCGUUUGUACAACCAUGAUCUCCGGCGAACCAAAUAUCAGCUAAAAGGUGGACGAUAGCAGCAUCUGGAUUUACAUCAGCAAUUGGGUAGCCUAUUUCUGGCGUUUUAAAGUGAACCCAGUCUCGAUCUAGCGUUGCAUGUGCUAGUCUAGACCCGAUUUGUGUUCACUAGAGUUUAACCAUAAGCUUCCAACCUCCUUUCCGAUUUUCUACCUACAAAUUCUUUUUUCCAGCGUUUAACGACAUUCCCGUCAUAGUUGUUGUGGAUUCUGAUUCUACGUGGCAUCAGAAUCCACUAACAACUGGAAAGUUUUCCGGCGAAACUAACGGUAUGUGACGACAGUGUUUGUGGACCUGUAUCGGAAAAAGGGCAAUUCUGGAAUUUUAAACAAAUGGUAAAGUUGUAAUUCACGUAGCCACCGACCAGUCUUUUUAAGACGAGUACGAGUAUAUAAUAUAUAAUAUAAUAAUAAUAUGCAACUUGCAUUGCAUUGUAUUCCCCUCUUAUAAAUGUGAGCCAGCCCAUGUAUCUGUUCUUUGGUACAAUUCACUUUAACAAGGUUCCAUUGACAAGGAGAAUGAAUACAAUUCCCGGACUGAUUCAUAUUCCCUUCAAUUCUCUAGCCAAAAACACCUUCAAAUCUCAAACUACUCUCACUGUUUCCGUUUUCGGACUCAAUGAGGGCUUACAUUUUACCACAAACAAUGAAUCUCAACCAACUUUAGCUAAGCAUUCUUUACUUGAAACAAUAUUUACCACACUUGAUAAUGCUAUCAUCAAGUUUCUUGAUCCUCCGCUUCACCUAUCCGUCGACCCAUGUUACACGCUCACCGGUAACUUUGCACCCGUUGAUGAGAUGAGCCCGACCGAAUGUGAGUUGGUAUACGGGUUCCUUCCUCCAUGUCUAGACGGUGUGUACAUACGCAACGGACCAAACCCACAGUUUAUUCCUAGUGGUCCACAACACUACCUCGACGGGGAUGGAAUGGUUCACGCGAUUAAGAUCUCUCAGGGUCGAGCCACUUUCUGUAGCCGAUACAUCAAGACCAACAAGUACUUGUUUGAGAACCAACUUAAAUCCUCCAUUGUCCCAAAUGUUAUUGGAGGUAUGAAAGGACUCGCUCCAUUUGUUGCGCGCGCAGCGUUGUUCUGUGCGCGAAUUGUUUUGGGGCAAUACGAUAUUGGCAAAGGCAUUGGUGUUGCGAACACCAAUGUAGCGUUUUUUGGGGGGAGAUUGUAUGCGUUAUGUGAAUCCGAUCUUCCAUAUGCACUCAAAGUUAAACACAAUGGCGACAUAGUAACCUUAGAUCAGCAAGAUUUCAAAGGAAAGCUUUCUAUGAACAUGACCGCUCAUCCGAAGAUAGACCCUGACACUAAGGAAGCUUUCGCGUUUCGUUAUUGGGCAACAUAUCCUCAUAUGACUUACUUUCGCUUCGACGCAAAGGGAAAUAAGCAAAAGGAUGUCCCUAUUUUCUCCAUGAAGGAACCCUCUUUAACACAUGACUUGGCAAUCACUCAAAAGUAUGCAAUCAUUUGUGAUAUUCAACUCGGAGCGCAUCCUAUGAACCUGAUCCAUAACGGAAGCCUUGUUAGUGUUGACAAAACUAAAGUUCCAAGAAUCGGUGUUCUUCCACGAUAUGCAACCGAUGAGUCCGAUAUAAAGUGGUUUCAAGUGCCGGGGUUUAAUGUGUUUCAUAUGGUUAACGCGUGGGACGAGAGCGAUGAAUUUGGCAACGAUGUCUUGGUGUUGGUGGCGCCGAAUAUAUUUUCACUUGAACAUUUCUUGGAGCGGGUGGAUUUGAUCCAAGCAUCCAUGGAGAAAGUUACUAUUAACUUUGGGACAGGGGUUGUGUCUAGGCAAACUUUGUCUACUGAUAACAUGGAAUUUCCUGUGAUCAAUCCAGCCUAUAUUGCAAAAAAGAACAAGUACGUUUAUGCAGCAAUUUGCGAGAAAACACCAAUAAAAUCAAAGAUGAUGAGGACAAUAGGAGUGGCAAAACUCGACAUUGCAACAUCAGAAGAAGGCAACAAAGAACCACACAAGUACACAAUGGCAACUAGGAUGUAUGGAGAUAAUUGCUUCGGGGGUGAACCAUUUUUUGUCGCAAGAGACCCCGAGGAUUCGAACCUAGAGGAGGAUGAUGGGUAUUUGGUGUCUUAUGUACAUGAUGAAAGCUCUGGUGAAUCAAGAUUCUUGGUGAUGGAUGCUCGGUCACCGACUCUAGAAGUUGUGGCCGCUGUCAAGCUACCGCAACGGGUGCCUUAUGGCUUACAUGGGCUAUUCAUCAAAGAAAAGUACUUGAGUUCAAUGUGACAAUCCUAAGUUAUUGUAGUUUACCAUUUUUGGAUUAUUUAUUGUAGUUAAGAACAUGUUUAAACGUAGUAAACAAAUCGACAAAUUUAAUAACAAAGACCAAAUUAUUGUC